CAAUAAAUUUCUCAAAAGUUCUGUAGAUUCCACUUUAAAUUUCUCUACCAAAUUUUCUUUUGAUAAAGAAGAAAAGGAACUUUAUCUUAGAUUAACUCAAGCCUUUCGUGAAAAUUUGAAAUCAAAUCGUCAUAAACCUGAAAUCUUUUACGAUAAUUUAAUUAAAUCUUCAAUAUUGGAAACGUCAAAAAUAUUGGAAGAACCUAAUCCAGUUUCCGAUAUAUUUAAAACCAAAGAAAUCAAAAAUAUAAAAGCAAAUGUUUAUUUAGCUUCAGAAAAUAAAGACAUUAACAAAUUAAGGGAAUUAUAUCAAAAUUUUAAAAAAUUAGCAAUUUCCGAUGAACCAGUAUAUAAGGAAUUUAUAAUAAGUUUUAUUAAAGAUGACGUUGGAACAGCUAAAGCGAUAUACGAAGAAAUGCGUAAUAAUGGAGUAUUACCCACCAUCUCUACAUUGGUAGCACUUAUCAAAGCAACAAUGAAUACACCUGCGGCCGAUUACUAUGUCAGAGAAAUCAAAGAUCUAGGGUUACAAUUCUUUACUAAGAAUCAAUUCCAUGUGUUGUUAAAUUAUUACAUUUCAAGGAAAGACGUUCAAGGGGUACAAUCAUUAUGGCAAGAAAUGUUAAAUCUAGAAAAUAAUUCAAUAAUAGACUUUAAACCAAAUAGUUAUUCAUAUGUAAGAUAUAUCGGGUUUCUCUGUAAAAUGAAUCUAUUAGACAAGGCAAUCAAAACACUUCAUACAAUGGAGAACGAAGGAAUCCGACCUUUCCAAAGAGAAUUUUUAGAUUAUGUAAUUCAACCUCUUGCCAUGAAUAAACAUCCUCAAGUAGCGUGGCAAUUCCUUUCUUCUUAUCGAAAACGAGUGUUGAGUUCACCAAAUAUUUAUUCAAAUUAUUAUUCAUUAAUCUUGGAAGCAUUCGUGAAACAAAAUGACCUUAAUGCAGCGAGAAGAGUUUUGGUUGACAUGGAACUAACAGGAGUAGAACUCGAUGAUAAAGCCAAAGAAAUUCUUGCAAGUAUACAAAAUAUCAAAGUUCAACUUGGUGAGGAUGAAGCAUACGAAUACGGAUUGAUUCCUGUUUUUAAUGCAGGAAAACAGUAA
Molecule: messenger RNA, 1102 nt
Organism: Funneliformis mosseae
Lineage: Eukaryota; Fungi; Glomeromycota; Glomeromycetes; Glomerales; Glomeraceae
Source: the annotation of a GenBank genome assembly